UAAAAGCUCACCGUGAGGGGAGAGAGAGUUAGUGUCUUUGGGAGUUCCGGACCAAAUUGUGGAGUGGCAGGGCUGUUAUGGACUAAGGGGGAAGAAUCACGAGGAAUGUAAGGCCAAAGGACGCUUCCAGGCUAUGUGACAGGGGCAGGAGAAAAGAGCCGUUGCCUGCUCGGAUCGAGUAUGUGCGAGAGAUUGGGAGCUAGCGCUCUGACUGACUGACCGACCGACCGGCUGGGGAGGGAAGGGAAGGUGCCAGGCAAGGCAAGGCAAGAGGGCGAGGCUCGUCUCCUGCACGCGUAAAGAGCCACCGAGUUGGGACACCGCGUCACUUGCACCGAGAAGUCAGGUUUUACAAAGGAGGGACCGGGCACCUGACAGAAAAGGUAUUUUGUUCUGAAUUGGGAGUUGGGUGUGCUGCAAUACUUUGUAAACGAGCAAUGCAAAGGUCAGAAGCCACGAGGAGUUCUACAUUUGUCUGGUGCAUUGAUCUCUCCCAGUGAUGAAGUUUCCCACAUGUUUAUAGUCCAAGCUGCCAGUGGUGAGGUGUAUAAACUCAGAGCAGGGGAUGCCAAAGAGAGACUCUAUUGGGUGAACCAGCUUCAAGCCUCUGCCAGACACCACACAGAAAAUAAUGCCAAGACUACUCCUUCGAUAAGAGCUAGAAGUUUAUCUUUACUUCCUCCUGGGGUAUCAAACCCAGCACCUCCUGGUAGCCAGAAACACCUGACACACAGUGGGCCAGGAAUUGUCACUAUUACCCAUCACAAGUCUCCUGCAACUGCCCGACGUGCCAAGAAUCAGUGCCCAGGCCGUCUUUUAGAUGUUAAAGAGAUGAUGAACCAGGCAGAAGGACAACAGAAGAGUCUUGUGCAUUCAAUAGAAUCUCUCCCGCCUUGUGGGCCUCUAUCUGCAUUGGAUCAAGAUUUGCUGCUUUUGAAAGCUACCUCAGCUGCUACCAUGAGCUGCCUUGGUGAAUGCUUGAACAUUCUACAACAAAGUGCACAGCAAGCAGCCCAGCAUAGUAAAAGAUUGUCAACAGAUAGUGUGUUAGGAUGGCAGGGACCAAGGUCUCGUUCAGCCGAACAGCUGAAGAACGGAAAUGUGUGUUCUUCACCUUCUAUGCCUUCAAAUAAUCUAAACAGUGUGUGGUCUGCAACACCCAGUCAGGUCAAACAAGGGCUGCAGCAACCCUCUGAGCAACAAAAUCCUGAAGUGAUAAAUCCUGAAGAUGAGAUUACAGACACUGAGGAGAAUGUAGAGGAAGACUUGGGAGUCAUGGAUGAUCAACGUAGCGUUAUCCUACACCUUCUUUCUCAAUUGAAACUCGGCAUGGAUCUUACUAGGGUGGUGCUUCCAACUUUUAUUUUAGAAAAGAGGUCACUGCUGGAAAUGUAUGCAAAUUUCAUGGCCCAUGCAGACAUGUUUGUGUCGAUCACUGCUGGUACCACAGCUGAAGAGCGCAUUAUCAGUUUUGUGGAAUAUUACCUGACUGCUUUCCAUGAGGGCCGAAAGGGAGCGGUGGCAAAGAAACCUUAUAAUCCAAUAAUUGGAGAAACUUUCCACUGUUCUUGGGAUGUGCCGAAAGAUAAAGUAAAAGCCAACAGAGCCAACGGCACUUUAACCAUGGGCAAGGAUCAGCCCAAGACCCAACAAGCCAUCGAGUCCAGCGAAGACCCAACAGAAUGCUACAAAGUGAGAUUUGCAGCAGAACAAGUUUCCCAUCAUCCACCGGUUUCUGGUUUUUACUGCGAAUGCAAAGAGAGGAAAAUUUGUGUGAAUGCACAUGUGUGGACCAAGAGCAAAUUCAUGGGGAUGUCCAUAGGGGUCACCAUGGCAGGGGAAGGUGUCCUUUUCCUUGGGGAGCAUGAUGAAGAUUAUGUUUUUACACUGCCAUGUGCCUAUGCACGUUCGAUACUUACAGUCCCCUGGGUAGAACUGGGGGGUAAAGUCAGCAUUAACUGUGCCAAGUCCGGUUACUCUGCUGCUGUCACAUUCCAUACAAAGCCUUUCUAUGGAGGGAAGGUGCACAGAGUUACAGCUGAAGUGAAGCAUAAUCCGACAAAUACGAUUGUAUGCAAGGCACAGGGAGAAUGGAAUGGAACACUUGAGUUCACGUACAGCAAUGGGGAAGCAAAAGUAAUUGAUACAACCAAACUGCCAGUAAUAAGAAAGAAAAUACGACCCAUCAAAAAGCAAGGAUUGUUUGAAUCUAGACGUCUGUGGGAACUGGUUACCAAUGCACUACAAGCUGGCAAUAUUAAUGCAGCAACUGAGAAUAAGCACAUUCUGGAGGAGCGGCAGAGAGCUGAGGAAAGGCAACGAACAGCAACAAACACUCUUUGGAAGCCAAAGUUUUUUCUAAAAGAGGGAGAUGGUUGGGUGUACUAUAAUCCCCUCUGGAAGACACACUGCUGAUAGGCUGACAGACUCAGUUCGGCCUUUACCACCUACCUCAGAUUUCCUCUGAUUUGCCACUUGUCAUCUGCAAAUAAUUCUGAGGUGAUGUUGAAAAGACAAAAAAAAAAACUGAAAAGCUAAAAAGUGACUACGC
Messenger RNA from Carcharodon carcharias (great white shark), 2551 nucleotides. RefSeq names its product oxysterol-binding protein-related protein 10-like. Gene Ontology annotation, molecular function: cholesterol binding. The record is from RefSeq and is a predicted model, not a curated record. The coding region runs from base 514 to 2415 and encodes 633 amino acids. The transcript has 12 exons. Lineage: Eukaryota; Metazoa; Chordata; Chondrichthyes; Lamniformes; Lamnidae. Gene Ontology annotation, cellular component: cytosol; intracellular membrane-bounded organelle; membrane.